CAGAGGCUACAGUUCUAAUAACGAAAAUUACCCGGAGAAGAGCCCAACUGUUAAAAAAGAAAUCCAGAAACACUGAGCAACUUUUCCAGGGGUCCUUGCCCACGAAGCCCCGCCGUGGCCGGAGCCUCUAGUACUGCCCCUCUCAGAAGACUCCAUUGCAUGCAGAGAACCCGAGAGCCCCAGGAUGCAGAAGGAGGGGGACCCGGAAGCUGCGUGGCUGCGUGUCGCUGGGGCGAGUGUCCCCGGCAACCCCAGAACGCGACUUCGCCCAAGGAGCAGGUGGCGGCCGUGUUCCUCUUGCCCUUGGCUCUCCUGGCUCUCCGUUCCUCGCCUGGCUGCCAGUUGAUGAGUCCAUGUUCACGGGAAAUGAAUGGUCCGCGGGGCUGGCAUCUUCCCUCCAUCUCCAGAGCGACCUGCAGCAGAGAGCUGAAGGUUCAAGAGAAAGGAGACGACGGUACUAAAUGCAAGGAUUUUCCAGAAUCUAAGGGAUGCUUUGCCAACACAACAUCCUUUGACCAAAGGGUCAUCCCCUCAUCUUCUGUUGCAACAGGUCUAAAUAUCAGUGAGCCUUCAGGCGCCUGCCAGUUGUCUGCUCACUUGGACCCUGCUGCUGAUUUGUAUCUGAAAUCCUCCUCCUCACCUUCUGAUCACUCCUCUGAAAUCUCACUGCCUAAAGUCCAAGAGGAUAAAUAUCCCGAGGAGUUCAGCCUUCUUAAGUUGCAGACAAAAGAUGGGCAGCGUCCUGAGUGGACAUUUUACCCGCGGUUUAGCAGCAGUAUCCACACCUACCAUGUUGGAAAGCAGUGCUUCUUUAAUGGGGUCUUCCUUGGAAACAAGAGGUCUCUAUCAGAGAUGACGGUGGACAAGUGCUUUGGGAGGAAGAAAUAUGAUAUUGAUCCCAGGAACGGAAUCCCAAAGUUAACUCCAGGAGACAAUCCAUAUAUGUACGCAGAACAGAGUAAGGGCUUCCACAAAGCAGGGUCAACUCUCCCACCUGUGAAUUUUUCCACGGUACCUUAUGAAAAGAAAUUUGAUACAUUUAUUCCACUUGAGCCUCUUCCACAGAUUCCUAACUUGCCUUUCUGGGUGAAGGAGAAGGCCAACAAGCUGAAGAAUGAGAUAAAAGAAGUUGAGGAGCUUGACAAGUGGCAGCCAGCUGACAAGUGGCAGCCAGCGGUCCCCUUGAUAUACAGUUUAUUCUCUCCUGGUGGGUUAAAGAGCCUUCAAAGAAUAGCAUAAAAACUGGAGGUGAGCCCAGAAGAGCAGGCUUUUGAGAGGCUUCUCCACAGAGAGGAGAGAAGGCAGAGCAUCUCCCCGGGUAGAUGGUGUCUUUUGUCCCAGGUGGUCCCUUCUGCAGAUGUCGUGAGCCGAGUGUGUUGGUUGAAAACUCUUGAUGGAAUACAACCUUUAACUCCAUGCCUCUGUCCACAGAUUCUUUGGACUCCCCAAGGCAACCUUGAGCAGAAACAGGCCCACAGAGCACACACUGACUGAAAACUCCAGGGAGCCUCUUCCAGUUGAUUGCUUCUGUCAGUGUGACUGUUCUAAAUCAAAUAUUUGACUUUGAUAAGGAAUCAGUGUGCUUUGCUUUUUUUAAACUUUAUAUUUCGAAAAAUUUCAAAUUUACAGGAAAGUUGUGAGAAUCGUACUUGAACAAUCAAUUGAACAAUCUAUCACCUAGAUUCUACGAUUGUUAAUAUCUGUCCAAAUUUGUGCAUAUGCUCUCUCAUAUUAUUACUAUUAUUAUUUUGCUGAAUUAUUUGAGAAUGAGUGGCAGACAGCAUAACCUUUUACUCCAACAUACCUUUAUACUUCAGUAUGUAUCUCCCAAGGUCAAGGGUAUUCUCUAGCAAUCACAAUACUGAUAUCAAGCUCAGAGCAUUUAAUAUUGAGACAAUACUCCUACUAUACACUCCACAUUCAGUUUUAUUCAGGUAAAUUUUGUUUUCUAAGGAUGUCCUCAAAUCCAUGGUAAGAUACACACAAUAUGUGGGCUUUCAUUAAUUUUGGUGAAACUAUUCUCAUUUCAUUAAUUCCUUUUGAGAUUUUCUCUGCUAUUCACUUGAUAUACAUGUCAGAAAAACACAAAGGCUGAUCUCCACAAGGCAAUUAAUACUAUUGCCCGGUAGCUCCACUCCCCACUUUAGUAUUGUCUGUCGACACAGCCAAGCAGGGUGACAGAUCAGCCAGCACCAGUCAUGAGUCUUUGGGUCUCUCAUCACAGGUGAGAAGCAAACCUUUGGAAGAAAAGGUGGCAACAAAAGCCAAACCUAUACAGUCAGGCUGUGACUCUCAGCAGUCAAACCAAUGACUUCAGCAUAUCCAUAGCCAAUCUCCUUCUCCACUAAGGAGACCCCACUGGUAGGUUAAUGAGGGGUUCUGAUCUGGUCUGCCCAAAACCUGAAAGUGGAGAGAGACAAUUGGGGCCCAUGCUGAGACUCCAAGUGCCCAAGACAUAAGACACACUUUCUUUCCCUGUCAAAACAUUGUCUUCAGACAAUUCCAAAGCAAAUGAAACAGGCUUAGAACAUGGUACAUUCAUGCUCUCUUCAUACAUGUCUUUACAGAAACUAGGAGAGAUCACGUGGCCCAACCACUCCUUAGGUUAACAUCAGCAUAUCUCUUGCCUUUGGGACACAAGGCCCACCCCACUGCCCAACAGAAUCCAGGAAAAAUAAAACCAAAUAAUUUAGAAAAGGAAAACAAGAGGUUGCCAACAGAUUUUCUCAAAUACGUUAACUUCUGAAAACAAUUUUUUUGUGUGCUUCUAUUACUUAAAAUACAAAAAUGUCAACUGCAGGGGUAGCAGGUUAGCU
Molecule: messenger RNA, 2816 nt
Organism: Hipposideros armiger (great roundleaf bat)
Lineage: Eukaryota; Metazoa; Chordata; Mammalia; Chiroptera; Hipposideridae
Gene: SPATS1
Product: spermatogenesis associated serine rich 1
Exons: 8
Coding region: 160-1239 (359 amino acids)
Source: RefSeq, a predicted model, not a curated record